GCCUUAAACAAAAGGACUUGGAGUUGGGGAUUCUCAGGGUUCCUUAGCUCUAAAAGCAACCUUUCACCUACCUGUACCCGCGGGUAACCGAUUUCUGUGUUCCAUGGGCAUUAUAAAUGUUAUCUGAAGUGAAGGUACCUGUGUCAUGUUGAGUUCACUGGUUGUAAAGCCAUUCCGAAGGGCAUAGCCAUGGAUCGCCAAAGCGAGGAUGUUAACUACGAAGAGGAGUUUGUCGUGAAUCCCCGGGGCAACAAGCUGUUCGUUUGCAGCUGGACACCACAGCAGGAUCGCCAGCCAAAAGCUCUGAUCUUCAUCUGUCACGGAAUUGCAGCGGAGUGCAGCAUAUCGAUGAGGGACACGGCGGCUCGAUUGGUGCGGGCAGGAUAUGGCGUUUACGGGAUAGAUCACGAGGGACACGGCAGAUCAUCUGGGAGCAGGUGCUACGUGCCAAACUUCGGCAACAUCGUCGCGGAUUGCUCCAGUCAUUUCACAAGCAUCUGCGAGAAACCACAGAACAGAGGGAAGAGGAGGUUCCUGUACGGCAUCUCCAUGGGCGGAAGCGUGGCCCUUCUCCUCCACCGGAAGGCACCGGGCUACUGGGACGGCGCCAUCUUGCUCGCUCCGAUGUGCAAGAUCUCUGAUGACAUGAGGCCUCACCCGAUCGUGGUCAGCGCUCUGACGAUGGUUUGUGCUGUUGCGCCUGGUUGGAAGGUCAUACCCACACCUGAUAUCAUUGACAAAGUCUGCAAAGAUCCAGAGAUGAGAAAAGAGGUUCGUUCCAAUCCGUAUAUAUACAGAGGAAAGCUCCCCCUGAAAACUUGCCAUGAGCUCCUGAUGGUCAGCCUUGAUAUCGAGAAGAACUUGGAUCAGGUGACGAUGCCGUUCCUGGUCCUGCACGGCGGGGAUGACGUCGUGACCGACCCUUCAGUCAGCAAGCUGCUAUUCGAGAAGGCACCGAGCAAGGACAAAACCUUCAAGCUGUACCCCGGGAUGUGGCAUGCGCUGACAGCCGAACUCCCUGACGACGUUGAGCGUGUGUAUGCGGACAUUAUCACUUGGCUAGAGGAAAGAGCGGUCAUUUGUGCAGCUAGCGUUUCUAGUGCCACACCACGUGUCUGAACUCAGAAAGAUGUUAAAUAUGCCAUGGCAGAUACGUAUACGGUGUGGUAUUCAAACCCAUGUACGAGGGCAAGCAUGACAAUAUGUUAGAUUUAGAUUCAACGGUAUGUCGUAUUUAACAGUUAAGCCCUUCCACCACCACCUCGUAUAGCUUUAUAAAUAAAACUCAUAAUAAACCACAAUUGUAUCUA
Zea mays is the source of this 1310-nucleotide messenger RNA. Its product is annotated as caffeoylshikimate esterase. The coding region runs from base 190 to 1119 and encodes 309 amino acids. The record is from RefSeq and is a predicted model, not a curated record. NCBI's taxonomy places the organism in Eukaryota, Viridiplantae, Streptophyta, Magnoliopsida, Poales, Poaceae. The transcript has 9 exons.